Messenger RNA from Ostrea edulis (European flat oyster), 3178 nucleotides. Its product is annotated as fasciculation and elongation protein zeta-2-like. Gene Ontology annotation, cellular component: cytoplasm; axon. The record is from RefSeq and is a predicted model, not a curated record. The coding region runs from base 29 to 1117 and encodes 362 amino acids. Lineage: Eukaryota; Metazoa; Mollusca; Bivalvia; Ostreida; Ostreidae. The transcript has 8 exons.
UGAAGGUGAAGGUCAUUAAUCAUCCAACAUGGCGGAGCUUCAGUUUGAAGCACCACUGGCAAAGUUUGAAAACGAGGAGUGGAGUGAAUACAGUGAGUUUCAGGAGGCUGUAAAGGUCGAAAAUAUUUUAAAAGAAACUGAGGAACACCAAACGAGUGAAAUAAAUGACAAUGAGGAAAGCGAACACUUUACAGAGCCUUACUCCGGAUCCCUGGAAGAUCUCGUGAACUCUUUCGAUGAGAAAAUAACGAAAUGUUUUUGCAAUUUUGAGGAAAACGUUAAUGACAAAAUAGCCCCCGUGCAAAUACGAACUCAAGAGGAAAUAAUUAAUGAUUGCCAAAUGUGGUGGACCAUUACAGGAAACUUUGGGAACAUCCUCCCUAUUGACUGGUCCAAGAGCUAUGCAAGGCAACUCCAAUCCAAAGUGCUGAACCUUAAAGAAAACCAGGAACAGGAAUCACCCAAUUUAGACCUUUCAGACGAUGAAGAGCUGGCUCAGCAAUUUGACAUGCAUUCCUUGAUUGUAUCCAGUGUUCAUACACAUGACAGCGAUCAUGUAGCAACAGCUGACGAGGUCAUCAGUGAGAUUGAGAAUAUGAUGCAGGAAAAUGUACCGCCAGAGUACUGUCAAGAUGACCUUCAGCAUGAAAUGGCCUUGGAAAAAGAGAAACUUCCUCAAAUCCCAACGUACACAGAAGCAGAUCUGAAGGGGAUGAAUUGUACCCAGCUGAAUGAGGUGUUGAAUGAAUAUGAAGUCAUUAUAAAGGAGUUGUCGGAGGUUCUGAUCCGGGAGCUGGCCCUGAGAGAUGAACGGGAGUAUGAUAAAGAACUGAAGAACCAGUUUAUCUCGCUGCUACUGACCAUACAGAAACGUCGACGAGAGGGAAAUCUGGACAAGAAGAAAAAGAAGAACAAGAGUGUAAACAACAACAUGAACAGUCCAGACAGCUCCAGCACGUUCUUGACAACAGUAAUUCCAUACCAUGCAGUUGAUGGCCCACCCACUUCAGAACAACUUCAGAUCUACAUCAAAAUUUUACAAGCCAUUAAUGAGGACAGUCCUACAGUUCCUAGUCUGUUGACUGACUACAUCCUGAAAGUGUUGUGCCCCACGUAAAGUUCCACCAAGGCAAUGUAAUGAAAGGCUUGGUUUAGAGUCACUGGGGGUUUUUUUUGCCGACAGCCCUGGUUAUUGUAAUGAAGCAGCGCUGCAGGAGGAGCUGAUGCUGCUUAAGUUGCCUUUUUUGGUUUCCAUGACAACCAAAUUGUGUGUUACUUAAUGACCACUGUUUUUUUAUAUUUUAUUUUACAGUUUGAGUGCAAUAGACAUUUUACCUUGUAUCCAACAUGUCUAUACAUGUAUUUUAAUAAUUCCAAUUUAUAUGAAAAAUAAUUGAUACCAAAGAUAUUAUCCAAUUAAUCUAUGUUUAAUUUAGUUUUCUAUACCUAUGGUUGUCCAAGUCAAAUCAUAUUCCCACCCAGGUAUUUGAAGUUCUCAUUUAGAGAGGAACAAAUUUUAAACAUGACGAGAGAAGCAAUUUUGAGAAGUCCCUGAUAGUUGGUUUUCCAUUGUCUUGAACAAAAGAAUGCAACAGUAUUACAUCAUCUUCAAGACAAGUCAGAUAUACAUGUGGCUGUCAGAACAGAUUUUGUUGUUGAUAUUCUGCUUUCAUGUCAUCACCUUCAGUAUGUUCAGUCCAGUUGGGAUGCGCAGAACUUGGUGUUUUUGUUGUUUACCCUUUGGACCUUUUGAAUUUAGACAGAAUCAUGAAAUAUGUGUUAGACUAGUAUAGAAAGCUGAAAACAUGCCUUCUUUUGAUUAGGAACUGUCUCAAUGAGAUAAAUGCGUUUUUAUCAUGUGCUAUUUUUCAGUAAAGGAGAGUUCCAUACAAAUGGACUAGAAGAUGUACUUCCAAAUCAGACAUAUUAUUUACAGUUUUCCAUGGGUUUUUUUUCUAUUGAUUUUAUUUCAUACUCAGAAACAAUAAGUGUAGAUAAUUAUUGAGAGGUAAUGUAGUUUCUCAAAAUAGAAUUUUAUUUGAUAUGUUCAACUUGAAAUGGUUCCCUAUAUCGGCAUCUGUUGCUAAUUUAGCUGUGAAACUGAAAUCCUCACAUGAAUUGCAAUUAUCCAGGAAUUUUUUUGGGGUGUUUAUUAAAUAUUUUAUUUUUAUUUCCCACAGCAGUUGUGUCCCUUGAUAGAUCUAUAUACACACACACACUACAUGUAACAUUUGUAUCUAUGAGUGGAUAAUUUCUGCAUGAGACUGUAGACAGACUUCACUGGAUGCUGCUGUUGGUUUUUACCCUGCCAAUAUCUCUAUGCAUUGUAUUUUACUUGUAAUUUGUCCACUUCAAUUUAGAAUGCCUGUCUCUAACUGACAAUGAUACAAUUAAAACCUCAAUUUACCGGGUAGUAUAGCAAUCUUUCAUCUCUUUCAAUAGUACACGAUUCCUGCUGUAUGUGUGUGGUGUGCAUUAACUACUAAAUAUGAAUAAUUUCGGAUCUUUAUCUUGCUUGUGCAUGUUGUUACAAUUUGUAUAUUUUAUAGAAGUGUUAAAUGUUUACUAUGAAAUGUUCUAGUCACAUGUUUAAUUAGUAACUUGUCUAUGUAAAUAUAAUGAUAUAUGGAGGUUUAUGUAAGGGUAUGUGUAGGAUUUCACUCUCAUAUACCGUGUGUGUAUGUCUAUAUAUAGUAUACCAUUUCAUACCAUGCUUAGUGAGUGAACUUAAGUAUUAUGUAGCUGCAUUGUAACAGGAUUAUUAUGUAUACGUGAAUUCGUCUUUUUAUCUUUCACUUGUAUGUCUUUGUGGUAUCUGGUUGGAAGAAAAUGACCGACGUUGUCCAUUGAACAAUACUUCACACCGAUCUAAGUAUUAGCUUUCAUCAUCAGAUUAAAAAAAAACUUUCACGGAAUAUUCAUCAAUAUUGUCUUUGAUCAAAAGCCAGUCUGUGUGAUUUUCUGUACGCACUGGAGCAGGCUGUAGAUGACGUCUGUCAGUAGUGAUAAUUAUACUGUAGUGUCCGUCUUCAUUUCGCUGUUAGUGAACUGGUUGUUUUAUUAUGUCUGUGAUCCUUGUUGUUAUAAUUGUCUUUGUUUAUACCAAUGUAUACUCAAUUUGCUAUGUGAAUGCAGGCGUACAGUAUCUACCAAAUAAAAUGCCUCUUUGCAAAGUGAU